Thecamonas trahens ATCC 50062 is the source of this 2876-nucleotide messenger RNA. Its product is annotated as CAMK protein kinase. Gene Ontology annotation, biological process: protein phosphorylation; mitotic DNA damage checkpoint signaling. The record is from RefSeq and is a predicted model, not a curated record. Gene Ontology annotation, cellular component: cytoplasm; nucleus. NCBI's taxonomy places the organism in Eukaryota, Apusomonadida, Apusomonadidae. The transcript is spliced from 2 exons. Gene Ontology annotation, molecular function: ATP binding; protein serine/threonine kinase activity. Bases 1 to 2724 code for a protein of 907 amino acids.
AUGGCUGGUGAUGAAGCGUAUGUAGAUGAGACCCGUGCUGCCAAGGAGGCCAAGGAGGCGAAGCGGCGCGCGUAUGCAGCGGCGCUCAAGGCCAAGAAGACGGCGGCGCGCAAGGAGAAGCACGCAGAGGAGCUGCUGGCAAAGCUCGAGGCGAAGAAGGCUCGGAGGGCCCGCAAGGUUGAGCGGGCAAAGAUCCGGGCUGAGCGAAGGGCUGAAAAGGCUCAGCUGAAGCAUGCAGAGUGCCACGUGGUCGACUUGGACAACUCGGCUCUAGAAGAUGUCGAGGCCGAUGCCGACCUGCGCGCUGGCAGCUCAUCUGUCGUCAUCGACGUCUCGUCGUUGCCCGGUGGUGCGUCACCGUCUCCUUCAGUCCGCAUGAAGCGGAGGCGCAAGCGGAAGCGUAUCGCCGUCUUGGAUCUGGCGCGGACGCCCGAUGUCGAUGGAAGCGAUGGCGACGUCAGCGUCGUUUACGAGGCCGAUUUGGUCGACCGCGGCGUGUUCCACCUCGCGACCGAGCCCGACGCUGAGAUGGUUGUGUACGACGCCGCAAGUGACGUCGACGAUCAUGUGCCCAACGCCAUGGAGCGGGCCAAGGCAAAAGCCAAGACCCGUGCUAAGAAGCUGAAGCGUGCCAAGCGUGCUAAGCUUCACAAUGACCCGCUGAUUGCCCCCGAUGCUGAUCCCGAACAAGAGCCAGCACACAAGCACCAUCUGCUGGGCAAGGGCAAGGGCAAGGGCAAAGGCAAGGGGAAGGACAAGGGCAAGAACAAUGGCAAGAACAAGGGCAAGAACAAGGGCAAGGGCAGGGGCAAGGGUAAGGGCAAGGUUGAUGGCAAGGGUAAGAAGGGAUCGAAGGAGGGCAAGGGCAAGGGCAAAGUCAAGGCCAAGGCCAAGGCCAAGGACAAGGACAAGGACAAGGACAAGGACAAGGACAAGGCCAAGGCCAAGGUCGAAGCCAAAGCCAAGGGAAAGGGAAAGGGAAAGGCCAAAGGCAAGACCAAGGCGAAAGGCAAGACCAAGGCGAAAGGCAAGACCAAGGCGAAAGGCAAGGUCAAGGCUAUGGCCAAGGCCAAGGGCAAAGGUAAGGCCAAGGCCAAGGCCAAGGCCAAGGCCAAGGCUAAAGACGCCGAGAAGCGCAAGGCGGCGGCGCUGCGGCAUGCGCAGGCGGCGGCAGCCAAGGCGGCCGAAGCAGCUGCCGAGGCCGAGGCCCAGCAUGAGCGACGGAUGCGCAAGGCGGCGCGGACAGAGGCGCACGCCGCUGUGGUGCUGGCUGAACUGGAUCGUGCCCGUGCCGACGCUGUCUCGGCCCAGGCGGCUGCGGCUGCCGUUGUUGCCAACGACGAGUCGGCCAUCUUGCAGUGGGCGGCCGGAUCUUCCUCGUCCUCGUCAUCCUCGUCCUCGUCCUCGUCGUCCUCGUCGUCGUCGUCGUCGUCGUCGUCCUCGUCGCGAUCCCGGUCUCCACCCCCGCCGCACAUUCCACCGUUCCCUCCGCCAGAGAUGGCCGGAGCGCUCAUGCACGGCCGUGGAUACAUGCCGUUUGCCGGCCCUAUCCUCCAUCCGGGGCUUGUGCCCGGCUACGGGCAUCCAGGCAGUCGCCGCAUGAGCUCAAGCUCUUCUUCCUCUUCUUCUUCGUCAUCGUCAUCUUCUAACUCGUCAUCUUCAGUGGAGCUGCCGCCUGAGCUGCGGUUCUCGUCGUCGCUCGACUCUUCCUCCUCCUCGUCGUCUUCGUCGAUUGGCGUGUUUGAGAAGGAGGCGCAACGAGUGUGGAUCCUGCAAGUCAAGAUGGCGAUUCGGCGCGAGAUUGUGUGCGACUUUGAGCACUGUCUGGCGACGGCAUCGACCAACGCGGUGUUCAAGGCCGGCUAUGGCGGACCACGGCUGGAGACCAUUUCGUCUCCAGAGCCGGAAGAUGCACCACAGGCACUGGAGGCGGUCGACGACGGCGAGGCCAAGGUUCUGGAUCUUGUGCCUGUGGCAGUCAAGAUGAGUCUAGAGGAUCCGGACGACUCGCGUGAGGAGCGCGUGCUGGAGCGGGUUCGCGGUCAGCCCGGCCUACAACAGCUUGUCUGGUCGCGGUACUUUCCCGAGCUGCGGGCCAAGGUGCUCGUGACCGAGUUUGUUGAUGCAAGCACCAAGUUUAUCGCCGACUCGCUCGCUGCGGCGCAGAGCUACACGAGCCAGCUGUUGGCCGGCAUAGCUCGCCUCCAUGCGCUCUCGCUCAUCCACCGCGACAUCAAGGACGACAACGUGGUGUUUGACGGCGCACGCCAGGCCCUGGUCAUUAUCGACUUUGACUCGGCGUUUGAAGAGUACAACAUCGCCGACCCGAGUGCUGGCGAGCUCCCGCUCGGGCGUAUCGGCACGCCUGGCUACUUUGCACCCGAGGUCCAGCCGUCCAAGGUUCGCAGCUCGGACAGAGUCCCGUACAACCACAAGGUUGACGUUUGGUCUGCAGGCAUCCUCCUCGGCAACAAGUUGCUUGCAUCUGCCCGGACUGAGGCUGGCGACAGCGACGGCGGCGACGACGAGAGCGACGAUGACGACGACUUUCUUGGCUACCAGGAGAUCGUCAAGCGUAUGGCGUACGUCUCGCGCUGGGCCAGUCCCGACUCGCCGCUUCUUCUGGCUGUUGACUUGCUCGACAAACUCCUCACCCGCAACCCGAACCGCCGCAUCGAGGCUGCCGAGGCGCUCGUCCAUCCGUUUCUCGUGCUGAAGCCGUGAGCUAUGCCGUUUUGCGCCGCACUCGCUCCGGCGAUGGUAGCACCAUCAGCAGGACCAGGCCCGGGAAGAUGAGCCAAGGGACGCAGUGGUGCAGUGCGCUCCAUACGUCAAGCGUCUGGUCAAGCCGGAGGAGGGUAAACGGGACAGAGCCG